Messenger RNA from Medioppia subpectinata, 1057 nucleotides. The record is from the annotation of a GenBank genome assembly. Lineage: Eukaryota; Metazoa; Arthropoda; Arachnida; Sarcoptiformes; Oppiidae.
AUGUUGACAUCAAUUAACAAAACAUUUAGACUUGGAGUNUCGUGCGAAACACAGGAAGACGUGGACUCAUGGAAGGCGUCUUUCCUAAGAGCCGGUGUAUAUCCCGAGAGAGCGAGUUCUUCGGGCGACUCGUCAGCUAAUGGUGGCGAAGACGGCGGCUCUGAAGGAGGCGUUUCCAGUCUUGAUCCACAACUGGAACGACAAGUGGAGACCAUUAGAAAUCUGGUCGACUCUUACAUGAAGAUUGUGACGAAGACUUUCCGUGAUUUGGUUCCGAAGAUAAUAAUGCAUCUCAUGAUCAAUGACUCGAAAGACUUUAUUUACGGCGAACUGUUGGCCUGUCUUUACGCUGCGGGCGAUCAGGCAUCAAUGAUGGAGGAGUCGCCAGAAGAGGAACGCAAGAGGGAAGAGAUGUUGCGUAUGUAUCACGCGUGCAAAGAGGCCCUCCGGAUCAUUGGCGACGUGUCGAUGGCCACCAGUUACGCACCGGCGCCGCCACCCGUCAAAGACGACUGGUCACUGCGCAACUUAGCGCCCUCUCCCACACCCCCGCCGGCAGCGGUUGGUGGCGGAGGAGGCGGUGGCGGAGGCGGCGGUAGCCGACAGGUUGCGCCGCCGAUGAGCAAUCCGAGUCGUCCGGCGCCGCCGCCAGCGGCGAACCCAUCGCGCGGUGCGCCGCCACCGCCGGGCAGACCGGCGCCCAACGUUCCCGGACGCGGCGCUCCACCGCCCGGUAGGGGUCCGUUGGGAGGAAUGCCGCCGCCACUCAUUCCAACACGAGGAAUGCCUAACGUUCCGCCGCGUAUACAACAGGCAGUGACCGACACUAUUCUCGAUGCGUUCGGAAUGCCUGCUCACAAAUAACUGUUCACUCCUUCUUACCUUUCAAUGCAUUAUUCAAAUUAUAAUAUCUAUUAAAUCUUAUUAACAAAUUAUUGACAUUAUAUAACACAUGAAGAGAUUCUGUGCUUUUAUUAUAUUUGUUUGACUUAUUUGUUGAAUACGACGGCGUUUUCGCACAAAAAUCUAUACAACAAAACCAUACAUACAAUUGAUU